AUGGGAGCACCAGGCACGGGAAAAUCUCGUCUCUCUGUUGACCUUGCCACCGAUUUUCGAGGAGAAAUAAUCAACUCGGACAAAAUGCAAGUAUUUAAGGGACUUGAAAUCGUGACCAACAAGAUCACACACGGUGAGAAACAAGGUGUACGACACUAUUUGCUAGGUGAAAUUGAGCCAGAUUCCAAUUUCACGGCUGAAGAUUUCUGUUUGAAGGCCAUUGUCUACAUAGAAAUUUUUUUGAAGACUCAAUGUGUUCGAAAUAUUGUUGGAGGGUCAAAUUCUUAUUUUGAAAAACUUUUGGAAGACCCUGUGUUCAUGUUCAAAUAUAAGUGUGACAGUUGCUUUAUUUGGAUUGAUGUAGAGCAAUCAGUCUUGAACCGUAGAGUUGACACGAGGGUUGAUGAAAUGGUCAGUGCAGGUCAAAUUGAGCCAUAUUCCAACUUCACGGUCAAAGAUUUCUGUGUGAAGUCCAUUGUCUACAUAGAAAAUUUUUUGAAGACUCAAUGUGUCCCAAUUAUUGUUGGAGGAUCAAAUUCGUAUAUUGAAAAACUUGUGGAAGACCCUGUGUUCAUGUUCAAAUAUAAGUAUGACAGUUUCUUUAUUUGGAUUGAUGUAGAGCAAUCAGUCUUGAACAGUAGAGUUGACACGAGGUUUGAUGAAAUGGUCAAUGCAGAGCAAUCAGUCUUGAACCGUAGAGUUGACACGAGGGUUGAUGAAAUGGUCAAUGCAGUGGAUGAGGUGCGGCAAAUUUUCAUCCCAGAUGCAGAUUACACCAAAGGAAUCCGACGGUCCAUUGGUGUCCCUGAAAUGGCCAAAUAUUUAAGGGAAGAAAAAAAUAUGGACGAAGAUGAUGAAUCGAAGAAGAUGAUUCUUCAAGCUUCAAUUUCAAGUAUCAAGCACAAUACUCGUAAAUUAAUUUGUAACCAACUUGAGAAGAUUCAACGAUUAAUAAAUGAGAAAAUGUGGCCAGUGCAUCAUAUUAUUGCUACUGACGUUUUCGAAGAAGAUGGAAAAGAAGCUGUUGACGAAGAAUGGAGGAAUACUGUUUUGCAACCAUGCCUAGAUAUUGUUAAAAGAUUUCUCAAAAAUGAUGAUCACAAUAUUAGUAUUGAGUGUACAUAA
Molecule: messenger RNA, 1125 nt
Organism: Solanum verrucosum
Lineage: Eukaryota; Viridiplantae; Streptophyta; Magnoliopsida; Solanales; Solanaceae
Product: adenylate isopentenyltransferase 5, chloroplastic-like
Exons: 5
Coding region: 1-1125 (374 amino acids)
Biological process (GO): cytokinin biosynthetic process; tRNA modification
Cellular component (GO): mitochondrion
Molecular function (GO): tRNA dimethylallyltransferase activity
Source: RefSeq, a predicted model, not a curated record